This is a messenger RNA of Zophobas morio, 2253 nucleotides long. Its product is annotated as calcium-dependent protein kinase 5-like. The record is from RefSeq and is a predicted model, not a curated record. Lineage: Eukaryota; Metazoa; Arthropoda; Insecta; Coleoptera; Tenebrionidae. Gene Ontology annotation, molecular function: ATP binding; calcium ion binding; protein kinase activity. The transcript has 22 exons. The coding region runs from base 183 to 2174 and encodes 663 amino acids. Gene Ontology annotation, biological process: protein phosphorylation.
UCUUUGAGACACUAACUAUUGGACACCACCACUCAGUUAUUCUAGUAGCUUAAAAGCAGAACUCAUAAUUUUCUGUAGUCGGUGUUUAUCUUAAUUUGUUAACUUAAAUGUAGGAGGUAGCAAACUUUGUAUUAAAAACUGUCCGCAAGGCGUCCUGGCUAAAGUUAAACUUAAACAAAGCUAUGAAAAAUAAACUUUUCAGAAGUUUUCAGAAAAAAUCUGGAAAGAAUUAUGUUACUUGCAAUAAUUCAUUUAAAGAAAAUAAUAUACGAGCCUCGGAAGCUGAAUAUCGUCAAGCUUGUAAAAUUUUCAAACACCUUACCAAGCGUGCUCAUUCCACUGACUCGUUUAAUAAAGAAACUUUGUACCUACACUAUUUUACUUUUAAUGGAAUGCUUGGACUGAGGCUCUUCGAUGUUUUUGAUAGUAAAAGGGAUGGUAAAAUUGAUCUUCAAGAGUUUGUCUGCGGUUUGAGAGUGGCGUCUUCCGGAACAUUGGAGGAAAAAUGUCAAUUUUGCUAUAAACUAUUCAAUCUUACGGAAGAUGAAGGCGUUAGCCGCGAAGAUUUGACAGUUAUGCUAAGCACCAUUCUUUAUAUUGCUUUUAGCAUACAAAGAGGCCUUAUUGUUCCCGACUUUGUAAGGCAUACUGAGAAGCUUUGUAAAAACAGUAAAGAGGCGGAACAAGUUGACCACAAUUUUUCUUUAGACGAUUUAGCCAAAGCAUUAUUAAAAAUUUCAGAAAACUGUAGUAACAUAGAGAUCGAAAUUCUUGCUGAGGAGUUAGUCAGCUCAGCAUUUUGUUCCUCGGAAGAAUCUAAAGAAAAAUUAUUAUACCCUGAAUUCUUAAACUGGCUUAAUAAAAAUCCGGCAGUUCUGGAUUUUAUUUUUUGUAACGAAAGUUUCACAAGACACACCGGGCUUUUCUCGGAGGCAUCUAUAAAAACUACUUGGUGUGGUUACUUAUUAAAAAAACGAAGAAACAAUCCUCUCAAGAAGUGGGUGUGGCGUUUCUUCGUCUUAAAAGGGCAGUUUCUUUACUAUUACGCUUCUGAGCAUCAAACGGCGCAUCCGCGAGGCGCCAUCUAUUUAACGGGCUCGUUGGUUGACAUACACGAGAGAAAAAGAGUAAACCGUACGGGAGCCACUGACAGCGCUGAAACAGAUCCUCAAAGAAAUUCUUUAGAAAAGACUGCUUUAGAAUACGAAAGUUACAGAAAACAUCGAAAAAAUGCAGUCUCUAAUCGUCGGUUUGGCGUCCUUUUGGAGUUCGGAAACUUUAGGGAAAUCUUUUAUGCGAGCAGCUACGUAGACGCCAAAGGAUGGACAAGAGCCAUCCAACUUCACUUAAAUUUAGAAAAUAUUAAAGACAAGUACAAUAUAUACUACUCAAAAGUCAUCGGGAGUGGCGGCUUCGGGAUGGUUUACCAAUGCGUUCAUAGGAGAACUUUUGCCAAGUACGCCGUAAAGAUUGUAGACAAAAAUUUACUCAACGAUCCUGAGCGGAAAGCCCUCGUGGACGAACUUGCGAUUCACAAGCUUAUCAACCACGUCAAUAUCAUAACGUGCUAUGAAACCUACGAGACACUGCAUCAAGUGUAUAUUGUCACCGAGCUUUGCGAGGGUGGAUCGGUCUUUUCGCUUUUUGACGAGGGAGCGCUCUCUGAGAAGCGUGCCCGCUACCUGCUCCGCCAGCUGCUUUUGGGAAUUACCUACUUGCACCGUCUUUGCAUCAUUCACAGAGAUCUAAAACCCACCAAUAUUUUACUUUCCAGCAAAGAUCCCAUGACUCAAGUAGUUAAGAUUGCUGAUUUUGGCUAUGCAACUUUUGCAAGGCAAACAGAGAGGCUCGAUCUCCCGGUCGGCACGCUCAGCUAUUGGCCUCCCGAGAUCUUCCUUGAAAAGGGCUACAAUAAGCCCGCGGAUGUUUGGGCAGCAGGGGUCAUCCUGUACUGUCUGGUCUGCGGGAAGUUUCCGUUCCAUUACAAAAACGACCGUGAACUUAUCUCUCGCAUAUCAAAAGGAAGAGUCAACCGAUCUUGCAAUGAGCAUAAAAGGCUUUCGGAAGGAUGUCGAAAUGCUAUAGAAAUGCUUCUGCGAGUCAAGCCGGAGGCACGCCCCAGCGCUGAGGAGGCAUUGGAACUAGAGUGGUUCAAGGAAUUUGCCGACGUGUAGCCAGUUUCGUAAGUAAAACUGUCUUCAAUGCGAACAGACAAUUUAUUAAAUAAAAUGUACGUCGAAGUAUUGGCGUUUG